AUGAAAGUAUAUUAUUGGGCCAAACCCGAAAAAGGCGUUUUUUGCCACUAUAUCGAAUCAAAAGAUUCAUUACCCGAUAUAUCAGAUGCCAGUAUAAAAGAAGGCCAAGCAAUAUUUUUCCAUGAAACAAGUUGCAGCUCGUAUAUGAAAGGAAAAAUCAGUGUUACCGCUAGACAAGCUUGUGCAGUUGAAAGCACUGCCAGGAUGAAUCCAGACAGGGAAAUUUACCUUUUGUAUGCUUCACCUGGAAAUUAUAUAUUUGAAAAUACCGAAAGCGAUAGAUUUUUGAAGGAACUAAUGGAAUAUCCAAAUAUUAACAUUUAUCAUGUGGAUAUGAAUAGGUAUUUAAAAGGAUCUCCUGUGGAAGAUUUAUGGAAAAAGGAAAAAAUGAGGUAUUCACAAUACGCUCAAUCUCACACAAGUGACGUUCUUAGGUUUCUAACACUGUGGAAAUAUGGAGGAAUCUACUUGGAUCUAGACGUCAUAAUAACAAAAAAUCUGGACGAUUUAGGAACCGAUUUUUCCGGAGUAGAAUCGGCCACAUCAGUAGCUGCUGGGAUUUUGGGAUUCAACGCAACAGGAAAAGGACAUGAUUAUGUUACUUCUUGUUUGCAAGAUCUUCAAAAUACUUUCAAAGGACAUGAUUGGGGGUGGAAUGGUCCUGGAACUAUAACAAGAUUGCUCAAAAAACUCUGUGGCGUUACAAAAGUGAACGACAUGGUGGGCAAAACGUGCCAGGGUUUCAAAAUUUAUCCACCAGAUGAAUUCUACGCAAUCCCUUACUGGAACUGGAAAUUAUUUUUCGAGCCUGAAGCUUUGGACUCAGUAAUGGAGCUGACUAACUCGAGCCAUUUAAUUCACGUUUGGAACAAAUUCAGUAUUACUACGAAAAUUCCGCUCAAUGUUAAAGGCGUGCCCUAUUUAGAGCAAGCCAAACAGUAUUGUCCUCAUAUCAUUAGACAAUGUGAUAAAUAUUUUUAG
Messenger RNA from Ceutorhynchus assimilis (cabbage seed weevil), 981 nucleotides. The record is from the annotation of a GenBank genome assembly. Lineage: Eukaryota; Metazoa; Arthropoda; Insecta; Coleoptera; Curculionidae.